Molecule: messenger RNA, 1569 nt
Organism: Rhizopus microsporus ATCC 52813
Lineage: Eukaryota; Fungi; Mucoromycota; Mucoromycetes; Mucorales; Rhizopodaceae
Product: HAD-superfamily hydrolase
Exons: 12
Coding region: 1-1569 (522 amino acids)
Molecular function (GO): 5'-nucleotidase activity
Source: RefSeq, a predicted model, not a curated record
AUGAAAAGAUUACUCCGGCUGACAACUGAUAACAUUCGACAACGACGACGACAAUAUAGCAUAUCGUCUACUGUUGACCAUAGACGUAUGACAGAAUUACUGAAAAAAGAAUAUGAAAUAAAGAAGUUUAAGCACGCCUAUACUAUGGGAAAAGAGGAAAGUACAUUACUUUCAAAGAAUGUGAACAUGAUGGCCGAUGAGGAAUUCAAGACAUUAGAAGGACUGGGUUAUACUUCACCAGACAAAGUGUUUAUCAACAAUGAACUGAACUUGCAGAAUAUUGAAGUCUAUGGUUUUGACUAUGAUUACACACUAGCAAAUUAUACGGAAAACUUAUCUGUUGCUAUUUACAAAUUUCUUUGCGAGAUACUAGUUGAUGUGUUCAAAUACCCAAAGCAGAUCAAAGAUUUUAAAUUUGAUCCAGACUUUGCCAUUCGAGGACUGCAUUAUGAUUUUAACAAUGGUUGGUUGAUGAAGAUUGAUAAUAUGGCAAAUAUUCAAUUGAAUACCGUCCAUGUUGGAAGAGAACCUAUCACGGAUGUGAAUGAAGUCAUAGAAUACCAUAAAGGAAGGCAUAUACCGCCCGAGUACUUGAACAAUAGCAUGUUUCAGCUCAGUGAUUUAUUUUCCAUACCACAGACAACGUUACUUAGCGAUAUAAUCCAGUACUUUAGAGAUCAUAACAUGAGUUUUCAUCCACGCUACCUAUCCGAUGACGUGAACCAUGCUGCUCGUAUACUUCAUACAGGCGCACAUGGUAUUGGAGGUACGCUUCAUAUGGAAGUGAUGAAAGAUAUCUCCAAGUAUUUGGAACGCGCACCUAAACUUGUUGGAUAUCUUGAAACAUUAAAGAAGAAUGGUAUGGGUUAUCUCACUUCCAGUGACGAUUGGCGAGACCUGUUUGACUGCGUUAUUGUAAAUGCUCGAAAACCAGAAUUCUAUCGUUCUUACCGUCCGUUCAGAAUCGCUCAUGAACCCAACUGGGACGCAGUCAUGCGAUUUGAACCUGGACAGAUAUAUCAAGGAGGUAACAUUAAAGACUUUGAGAGACUGACUGGAUGGAAAGGACAACGAGUGCUCUAUUUUGGUGACCAUAUCUAUUCUGAUCUAGUAGAUGCAUCCAUUCAACAUGGUUGGCAUACAGGCGCUAUUAUUCAUGAAUUAGCCAAAGAGAUAGAAAUUCGUAAUCAACCAUGCUACCGACACAAGCUAUCUUGGCUGCUAAAUCUUGAGCGAUUACUGAAUGAGGCCCAAUCAUGGAGCAAGGAUCAUUGUACAGAUGAGUUAAACAAGCUAUUGUCAGAGUGGAGAUCAGAACGAAACGAAGUUCGUAUUCAGUUAAAAUCAGCCUUUAAUGAACACUUUGGAAGCAUGUUUAGAACAUAUCAGAAUCCAUCCUUUUUUGCAAACAAGAUUCAGAAGUUUGCAGACAUUUACAUGUCCAACAUUACCAAUUUGGAUAACCUUUCCUUAGAUUAUGUAUUUUAUCCCAACAGAACUUAUUUACCACAUGAAAGGCUAGUAGAAGAAAUUGUGGAUAGUGGUCAGAUCAAGCAUAUUUCUGAAUAG